CAGACAUACAGCUAGAGAAGCAGCUGGUCAUGGGGACUUGCCCAAUCAAAGUAUGGUCCAAUAUGCCAACUCUGAAGAAUCCAACUGAACCUGCAAUGCCCAUGGUGGUAUCCCUCUAUGACAUCCCCUCCCAAGGUCCCUUGGAAUCCAGCAUCCAUAUAGGGGAGAGGCUCACGGUGUUAUUAGACGAUGGGGAUUUUUGGGUGGUGCGAUCCACAACGACAGGCAAUGAGAGUUAUAUCCCCAGCAACUACACUGCCAAAGUAAUUAACAGGUGGCAGUAUCAUGGCAUCAGCAGGUUGAAUGCAGAGGAGCUGCUGCUGCUGUCACACAAUCACACAGGGGCUUUCCUGAUCCGAGAGAGUCAGACAAACACAGAAACCUACUCCCUCUCAGUCCUUGUGAAGAAGGACUCAUAUCUGGCCACAGUGAAACACUACCGCAUCUGUCGCCUCCAAAACGGCUGGUUCUACAUCUCCCCCAGCCUCACCUUCUACUCCCUGGGCCAAUUAGUGGAACACUACUCUGAGUCAGCAGAUGGGUUGUGCUGUUUACUGAGGGAGCCUUGCAUCAUCCAAGGCUCAAACAAAAGUACCCUGACCACCAGACCGUAUCCCAAAGCUAUCAGGAGGCCCACACUCAACUGGAAUGACGUAGACAGUUCAAUGAUCUUCAAUAAGGCCAGAGUGGAUUCAGAGGACUCUCUAGUGAGCGAAGGUCUGAGGGAGGCCGUCAGCUCAUACCUCUAUAUGACAGAGGCCAGCUGCCAGAACUGUGGCAAACACUGGGAUACAUGAGGAAAGGGAGGACUAUGAGAGUAAAAUAGCCAGACAUUAUGCUGUCUGGUCUGCUGUUGUGUAGGUGUAAUGGUACUAAGCCAGAAAGGAUGAGCCUACCAUUUACAACCACAAUGAAAAAAAUGAAAACUACAAGCACAAUCAAUGUUUUGAUGGUAGAAUGUGUGUUAGGGUUCAGGUAGCCACAGGGAAGCCAUGUUAUGUGGCACUUCUCAAGUCUUCUAAUGCUGUAGCUGUGCAUGUGCUCAAGAGCACAUUUCAGAGGCUGGAACCGAAAGGUAUUAUCUGUACUGUCUUUGGUAUUAUGAUGUGAUGAGCACUUCCUUUCAGCUCUAGGAAGGUUCCAUUCUGCUUGUCCACACAGAAAUGCCCAUGCAUUGGUCUAUUUUAUUUUUUUUACCAAAGAAGGAAGAUCACUGAACGACAAGAACGUUUUAAUUGUACUAAAUGUUGAAUCGAUUGUUAGUUUGGUCUGCAAUCUGUUACUCUGCAAUCCAUUUGUAUAUGAAUGAAAUGCCAUGUCUGAACUAACUUGAAACGAACUCUGACUUUUUAGCGCAUUUGGCUCGU
Messenger RNA from Oncorhynchus mykiss (rainbow trout), 1367 nucleotides. The record is from RefSeq and is a predicted model, not a curated record. NCBI's taxonomy places the organism in Eukaryota, Metazoa, Chordata, Actinopteri, Salmoniformes, Salmonidae.